CCCGCGACGCAGUUGAUUAAAGGUUCACGUGAACUUACUAAAAAGUGUUUUUUUUUUCCCUUCAGCUGUGAUCUUCUCUACGAACAUGUUCGGACCCGCAUUUGGUUUUUCGUUCUCGUGGUACUGCCUGAGCCUGUACAUUGACCCCACUCUGACGCCUGUCAUUCAGCGCGAAGACCCCAGAUGGAUCGGCGCGUGGUGGAUGGGGUGGAUGGUUCUGGGCUCGGUGAAGCUGUUGAUGGCGCUGCUGGUGGCGUUCUUCCCCAGAGAGCUCCCUCGCCGUGAGAAGCGCCCUGAAGACGCCGAUGGACUCGGAGAAGAACAAGCGCUGAAGCGACUUGAAGACACGCAGCCACAGGACUCGCCCGAGCGACGACCUCUGACUCCUUCAGCUUCAGCCGCCGACCUCGCCGUGCUGAAGCGCCGAAGCCAGCUCCACGAAGACAGUUUCUUGAAAUCCCUGCUACGACUUCUAAAAAACAAAGUUCUGAUAUACAACACUAUUGCCAACAGCGCGUUCUUCAUGGGUGGAUAUGGAUAUUGGCUCUACUUGGUUAAAUAUACGGAGACUCAGUACCACAAAUCAGCGUCAGGAGCAAGUAUGGUAACAGGCGUGACAUUCAUAGCAGCAAUAUCCUUGGGAAUGAUGUGCUCUGGACUGGUUAUGGGGAAAUUCAGGCCAGGGGCAAAAGUCGUCCUCAGCUGGAAUGUUUUCAUUGGCUUAUUGCACGUUGCUGGAAGUCUAAGCUUUAUUUUCUUAGGCUGUAAAGACAAUGGAGUUUAUGGUAUCGAUAUCUUCAGAGGCACGACUAAUUUUCAGAACGAGUGCAAUGACAUGUGUGAUUGCCGAAAUGUGAAAUACCAGCCUGUUUGCUAUGCUGAGAAGAGUAUCACAUUUUUCUCCCCUUGUCAUAUCGGAUGCAAGUCUAACUACCUUGAUACUAAUGGAUCAAUUGUGGUAAGUGAUUAG
Bacillus rossius redtenbacheri is the source of this 970-nucleotide messenger RNA. RefSeq names its product solute carrier organic anion transporter family member 1C1-like. Gene Ontology annotation, cellular component: plasma membrane. The record is from RefSeq and is a predicted model, not a curated record. The coding region runs from base 86 to 970 and encodes 294 amino acids. The transcript has 5 exons. Lineage: Eukaryota; Metazoa; Arthropoda; Insecta; Phasmatodea; Bacillidae. Gene Ontology annotation, biological process: transmembrane transport; sodium-independent organic anion transport. Gene Ontology annotation, molecular function: protein binding.